CAGCCCUCCUGUCGUCAUUUCCUGUGUGUCUGCCGGCAAAGGGAGAAGAUGGCGGCACUGGGCGAACCUGUGCGGCUGGAGAGGGAUAUUUGUAGAGCAAUUGAAUUACUGGAAAAACUACAAAGGAGUGGAGAAGUACCACCACAGAAACUUCAGGCAUUACAAAGGGUCCUUCAAAGUGAAUUCUGUAAUGCUGUAAGAGAGGUAUAUGAACAUGUUUAUGAGACUGUGGACAUCAGUAGCAGUCCUGAAGUGAGAGCUAAUGCAACUGCAAAGGCAACAGUAGCUGCAUUUGCUGCCAGUGAAGGACAUUCUCAUCCUCGAGUUGUUGAGCUACCAAAAACCGAAGAAGGUCUUGGGUUCAAUAUUAUGGGAGGCAAAGAACAAAACUCUCCAAUCUAUAUCUCUCGAAUAAUUCCAGGUGGAAUUGCUGAUCGACAUGGGGGCCUCAAAAGAGGAGAUCAACUCCUUUCUGUUAAUGGAGUGAGUGUUGAAGGAGAACAUCAUGAAAAAGCUGUGGAACUACUGAAAGCAGCUCAAGGAAAAGUUAAACUAGUAGUCAGGUAUACACCCAAGGUCUUAGAAGAGAUGGAGUCACGCUUUGAAAAAAUGAGAUCAGCAAAACGCAGACAACAGACUUAGUACACUUCACAUCUUUAUAUUUUGUUGCUUUUAGCUAGAGAAGUUUUACUUGUGACCUACUUAUGGCCAUGAUGCCAAUGAUUAUAAAAAGUCAAACAGAAACUUCCCAUGAAAAUCCUCCUUGCCAUUUUAUAAAUGCCUAUUAUAACAUCACUUGUGGUUCCAGAGAUGCAUACAAUUUUUUCUGACAAGAAAAAGUAAAAGGUGAUGAAGGCAAUUCUGUCCUACUGUUUUUACAGGCCUUUUUCAAAUGCAGAUUUUUGUCAUAAAGUUGUUAUAGAUUUUUAAAAAUGCUUUUUUAAUAUUAAAAUGUACUUUUUACAUUCUUAGUCUUUUUUUAGGAAAAACAAGUUUUCUUUCUUUGACUAUUUAUUUAAAAAUAACAGUUGUCCAAUUCUCUUUUUAAUUUUUUUGCUUUAUUUCUUUCAACCUGUAAAAUAUCAUGAUUUUCCAAGAAAUUAAAUAUACAUAUUCAACUACAGCAGCUCAUUGCAUUAUCAUUGUUAGUAUCACUGCUGCAUUUUAUACUUUGAACACAUGUGGUAUUAUAAUCUACAAUAAUUCAUAGCUUAGCACAGUGAAAGUUUUUUACUUUAAGCAUAAUGUAUGAUGACUCUUCAUUUAUACUGAUUUAUAAAAGCAAGUUUUUAAACACCAAAACAAUCAUUACUAAAAUAUAUAUAUUUCAUAAUAUUUGAGCAGUGAGGCAAGAUAUAAUUGAUUGUUAUAUUUACUGAUUACACCUCUUCUAUUUAUGUUCAAUAUAAGUCAGUUACUAAUGCAAAAUCUGGUUCAGGUUUCAUCUUAUAUAAAAUUUUUAUUGAUACUCAUCUUUAUUUUAAAGAUAUUUCUUAGAUUCUGCCCCCCCAUUCCUAGAAAUGAGCCAAUUAGUGUAGCUGAAGUAAAGAAGUGUAGAUAGUACCUUUAACUUCACUAGACUCAAGAGUUACACACUUAUACUAGCAUGAUUUUAAAAAUUAUUUUAAGUAGGAGUAAGAUAAGACUUACUUCAGACAUAGAGAAAUUAUGAAGUGAUAUAUGCAUAAGAGUUCACAAACUUUAUAAAAGUGAGUCAGAUUCAAAAUAGAUUCAGAGAUGUGAUCUUUACACUUCAGAUGUGCUAAGGGGAAUUCAAAAGAUACCUUUAUUUGUCCACUGGAUGUCACUGUUUUACUGAAAGGCAGCUAUUAGUGUAUGACAGUGACUGAAGUCUUUAAAGGCAGAAAUUAAAGAAUCAUUUUCAGUCACAAGUUAAAAAAAUGUUUGCAUGUUUGUUCUUUUUUUUUUAAUUUUAGGUGAUGACAAAAAGAGGGUAAUGAAUUGAAAUACGUAAAGAAUUUAGCGUAAUUAUAGUCACUGUGUAAAAAGAGGGCAUUUUGUAACAUUCCUUCAGGAAGAUUAAAAUGUGUACUUUUUUUUUUUUUUUUGCAUGUUUGUGAAAAGCACUGUGAGUCUUAAGUCUUAAAAGAUUAUUCCGGUUUUUAGAAUAGAAGUCAAUCAGCAUUGAUGUUAUAUAUCAUUCAGGUAUUGAACACUGGAUUGCAUGAUUGGUUGUGUCUUUAGCCCACUACAAAAUCUUUUAUUGAUAAGAUCAUGUUGCUGAAUUGUACAUUUUCUAAUUAAUUGAUGUCUUUAAAAAUGAGACCAAAGUAGUGUAGAAGAAUUAUGGACUUAUUUUAAUUUAAUUGUAAAGUUAUUAGAGGUAUUUGUUGUAGAGCUUUAUAUAUUAAAGAGAAGUAUUGGUGCAUAUAAAACAGUAAUAUUGUUAUGCUUGUAUUCUUGCAUUAUAUGGUAAAUAAACCCUUAAAUCUUA
This is a messenger RNA of Erinaceus europaeus (western European hedgehog), 2455 nucleotides long. It is a transcript of the gene LIN7C, whose product is annotated as lin-7 homolog C, crumbs cell polarity complex component. Gene Ontology annotation, molecular function: L27 domain binding. Gene Ontology annotation, biological process: neurotransmitter secretion; protein localization to basolateral plasma membrane; maintenance of epithelial cell apical/basal polarity. Lineage: Eukaryota; Metazoa; Chordata; Mammalia; Eulipotyphla; Erinaceidae. The transcript is spliced from 5 exons. Gene Ontology annotation, cellular component: basolateral plasma membrane; cell-cell junction; synapse. The record is from RefSeq and is a predicted model, not a curated record. The coding region runs from base 49 to 642 and encodes 197 amino acids.